This is a messenger RNA of Cryptococcus amylolentus CBS 6039, 1251 nucleotides long. Its product is annotated as phosphatidylserine decarboxylase. The record is from RefSeq and is a predicted model, not a curated record. Gene Ontology annotation, biological process: phospholipid biosynthetic process. Gene Ontology annotation, molecular function: phosphatidylserine decarboxylase activity. Bases 1 to 1251 code for a protein of 416 amino acids. NCBI's taxonomy places the organism in Eukaryota, Fungi, Basidiomycota, Tremellomycetes, Tremellales, Cryptococcaceae. The transcript is spliced from 9 exons.
AUGACCACCACAUCAGCCCCUACCAAUGGAAACCCUGCCAACGCCCCCGCCACCCCGUUCCCGAAGCCGACUCAACCCCUUCCCGAAGAGUUCGGUGCGCCGUUGGAGGAUUCUUUGGACCAUAUUGUGUCCAAUUCUAAAGCGGUCAAGGGGUCGCACAAAGACCAGCUUGCUCCUUCCGAGAUUAGGCAGGAUGCUGUUCAUUCGCAUGGGGCUGCCGCGAAGAAAUGGGUCGCCAAGUUCUUCCCAUCUGAGGAAACCCUCGAUCAUCUUUUCGCAGCGCAGCACAUGGGCAAUUAUGUGAUUGACAGGGUAUCCGGAAAGAAGAUCUUUGAAACCAUGCCCAUCUAUGUGCGCAUUGGCAUGCAUCUGUUGUUUGUUUCUGGUAAUAGUUACAUGUCCUACAAGUCCGUUGAAAAGCUUCUGCAAGACAAGUCUAUCAAGCAGGGACAGACCUACGACCAAACCGGACCUGAUGUCCGGGAACACAUCGAGGCAUUCAUUGAGACCUAUGAACUGCCAUUGAAUGAGUUGUUGGUACAAGACCUCGACCAGUAUCCCACGUUCAAUUCGUUCUUCUCUCGCCGACUUGUUCCCACAGCCCGCCCCAUAACGGCCCUUCACGAUCCCACGAUCGUCAUCUCUCCUGCAGACUGCCGAGUCACAGUGUAUGAGACAGUCGACCUGGCGAAACAAUUCUGGAUCAAGGGCAAACAAUUCAAUAUCCCCUCGCUCCUCCUGGGCGACGAAGCUGAGCAGACAAACGGCAAGGCGUCUUUGAUAAUUUCCAGGUUGGCCCCGGCUGAUUACCACCGCUUCCAUUCGCCGGUCGAAGGCACAAUCGUGGGUAUCAAAGACAUCGAAGGGGAGCUGUACACCGUCAAUCCUCAAGCUAUCAACGAAGAUCUCAACGUGUUCACCCUCAAUAAAAGAUCUGUUUUGAUUAUCAACGCCAACCUCGGUCCGGGACGUGAAACAGUCCCUGUCGCUUUUGUAGCUAUCGGCGCCAUGCUCGUAGGCAGUAUCGGAUGGUCCAAGACUCCUGGACAGAAGGUUGCUAAAGGCGAAGAAUUGGGCUGGUUCCAGUAUGGCGGUUCUACUACCAUUUGCGUCUUCCCAAGUCGGGCGGGAUUGGAGUUUGAUGCGGAUUUGAAGGAGAACAGUUUGAAGCAGAUGGAGACGCUCGUCCAGGUGGGAAUGGAGGUUGGUAAGGUAGGACCAUUCGUCCCGACAGGUGCAGCGAAAGUGUAG